AUGGUUGUGAUUCACUUGAAAUCUUUGGAGAUGUUUUCAAACUGUGAAUGGUUGUGGAAAGUCACUCUUACUGGGAACUACGAACUUGGUCCACUUGCUGGAGACAUAUUACUAAACUCCAUGCUCCUGCAGAUUUGGCUUUUGAUUUUAUAUGGAAACGCCAAAGAUUACUUUAUCAGUAUCAACAUUUCAAACAUUGAUAUUUGGAGUGGGUGCUCGGUACUUUGGGUCGACUGGGUGAAGACUUACAAUAUGCUGCUUCCACACGAUUGGUACAAUCACUUUUCUGGGAUUUUGAUGUUCCUCAAAUCCAAUGGGAAUUUGUAUUCUCUGAACCCUGGCAUAAUCAUCAAGCUGGGCGUAGACGAAGAUUUUCAAUCUGAGCUUGGUCAGGAGUCUAAUGAAACACUUGAGACUCAGUCUCAAGAGAAGACAUAUGUAGGAUAUGUUUCCUUUAGUUCACUGAGGCACACCACAUGCUUGAAUUCAACAUACAAUAUCAUUUCUUUUUCCCAAGAUAAGGAGAAAUUGUAUGGAGAUGAUUACAAGUUUAGAGCUGUACUCGUUCCUAAAAAAUAUCUGUUCCAAACAACAAAAGCGGCAACCAAUUCCUUACAAUUUUGGGAUGAGGAGGAAGUUUAUGAUAGAAAGACAUUUACGAUUCAACAUGAUUCAAACUCGUGUAUCGAGAUUUUAUGGGAUCCUCUUAGUCAUUUGUAA
Messenger RNA from Lactuca virosa, 720 nucleotides. The record is from the annotation of a GenBank genome assembly. Lineage: Eukaryota; Viridiplantae; Streptophyta; Magnoliopsida; Asterales; Asteraceae.